Molecule: messenger RNA, 2748 nt
Organism: Spinacia oleracea (spinach)
Lineage: Eukaryota; Viridiplantae; Streptophyta; Magnoliopsida; Caryophyllales; Amaranthaceae
Exons: 12
Coding region: 217-2493 (758 amino acids)
Molecular function (GO): GTP binding; GTPase activity
Source: RefSeq, a predicted model, not a curated record
AUAAUAACAACACUUAACGCAAGACACCACAAUAAUAUAUUUUAUCAGUAUCAGCUCCCCAUUGUUCUUCAUCAAUACCCAAUUUGGAGCGAAUAAGUAGGGUUCAAUCACCGGAGUAGAAAUCCAAUUAGGGUUUUGUUAAAUUCCCUCUUCCAAAUUUUGUGGAUACCAAAAAGCGAAGUACUUUUGUUGCCUUCAAUCAAUCGGUAAGAAAUCAUGCCUCGUAAAGCUAAUUAUGGAUAUGGUUAUGACGACGAAGAUGAUUAUGAAGAUUACGACGAAGAUUAUGAGUAUGAAGAGGAAGAUGAUGGCGAGGUUACUGCCCAUGAAGAAAAGCAUGGUGAAGAAGCUGUAGUAAAUACGGAAGCAGUUAAGCCCGGGCUUUGGUGCUGUUCUAUAUGCACCUAUGAUAACCAUGAUAGUAUGACCUAUUGCGAGAUAUGUAGUGUUCUUCGUUUCCCCCCGUCUAACAGUGGCAGCAGUACUGAUAAGAAAACAGUUGGUGGCACGUGCAAAGACUCUGGAGUAUCCCAGUUGGCCAAGUCUCUCUUUGCAUCAGUGCCAUGUCGGACACCCAAAAUGGCUGUAGCCUCUCAUCCACAGAAUUUUUUUAAUGUGACUGGAGAAGGCAAUAGAUGCCAUGAUAUUAUAAACGUUCAACAACAUUAUCAUGUGUUCUCUGAUGGACUGAGUGCACCUCGUAGCUCCCGCUUCACAACUAUAGUCCCAUUCAAGUUCGAUGUUCCUUCACCAGAUGAUGUCGUCUCCUUGAACACAAUUAACAAAGGAUCUACUGGUGCACCCCCAGGGUUUUCCGUGAAGAAUAAAGCCACAACUACACCAUCUAGUGCAAGACAGACUGAUAGUUCCUUUGCAAUUAAAGGAAGAAUCACUCCAGAAGAUCAGAGUUUUACCUCGACUUCAAAAUUCCCAAGGAACAUUGAUGUGGCUGAGGGCCCGUCAAGCUCUACAAGAUCUGAUAAAUCUCCCACAAGGGAUCGAAAAUCAAAACACAGUAGCGUAGGUGGGAGCAGUUCUCUAGCAAAUGGAGCAGAAUCCGAGAGUCUUUCCAGUGGGCUGGAUCAUAUAUCCUUAGAUAGUAAGCCUGGUUCCUCCAAACUUGUUAUUCCUAAGAAAACCCUUGCACAGUACAAACCUGAGAAGUGGAUCCUACCUGACAAAGAAGAUGGCACAAUGACUCAACUAAAUCUUGCUAUUGUUGGCCAUGUCGAUUCCGGAAAGUCAACUUUAUCAGGAAGACUCUUACACCUUUUGGGACAAAUAUCAAAGAGGCAGAUGCAUAAGUACGAGAAAGAAUCCAAGCAACAGGGAAAAGGUUCCUUUGCAUAUGCCUGGGCUCUGGAUGAAAGUGCUGAAGAAAGAGAACGGGGAAUAACCAUGACAGUUGCUGUUGCAUAUUUUGACUCUAAAAGAUAUCAUGUGGUUGUGCUAGACUCACCUGGACAUAAAGAUUUUGUCCCUAAUAUGAUAUCUGGCGCAACUCAAGCGGACGCUGCAAUUCUUGUUAUAGAUGCAUCAGUUGGUGCAUAUGAAACAGGCAUGGAUAAUAUUGGUGGACAGUCACGAGAGCAUGCACAACUUAUCAGAAGUUUUGGUGUCGAUCAGAUUAUUGUUGCUGUUAACAAAAUGGAUGUUGUGGGUUACUCCAAGGAACGGUUUGAAUUGAUCAAACAUCAAGUUGGAUCAUUUCUUCGUCAGUGCGGUUUCAAGGAAUCUUUCAUCUCAUGGGUUCCUGUGAGUGCUAUGGAAAAUCAGAAUAUGGUGGCUUCUGCUUCUGAUUUACGGCUAAGUUCCUGGUACAAGGGAUCUGAUCUUUUGGGUACAAUAGAUUCACUCCGUCCUCCUAAGAGAGACUAUGAAAAACCUCUGCUCAUGCCCAUAUGUGAUGUUAUCAAGACAAAUUCAAUGGCUCAGAUUUCAGCAUGUGGUAAGCUGGAGGCGGGAGCUCUUCGAAAUGGGUGCAAGGUGUUAGUUAUGCCCUUGGGAGAUACAGCAACGGUACGCUCUAUUGAGUGCAACUCCCAACCUUGUGCUGUCGCAAGAGCUGGAGAGAAUGUUUCUGUUGUUCUACAGGGCAUUGAUGUUGCUCAUGUGAUAGGAGGUGGGGUGUUGUGUCAUCCAGAUUAUCCUGUUAGGGUUGCAUCUCACUUGGAGUUGAAGAUUCUUGUUUUGGAUGUGAAAAUCCCUAUAUUGAUUGGUUCUCAGUUGGAAUUCCAUAUCCACCAUGCAAAGGAAGCAGCUCGAGUUUUAAAAAUAGUAUCGUUGCUUGAUUCCAAAACUGGCAAGGAGACAAAGAAGGCACCUCGUUGUCUUGUAGCAAAGCAGAGUGCUGUAAUAGAGGUAGCUUUACACAGCGCUAUUUGUGUCGAGGAUUUCUCCAGUUGUAAAGCUCUUGGACGGGUUUUCCUGCGUUCAUCAGGAAGAACUAUAGCAGUAGGGGUAGUGACACAAGUGAUGGAGGAUCAAAAGUAGUUAGAUCUCUUAGUUUGUUGUACAUUGUUAUAUCACUAAAUUCAAAUUCUAGUGUGUAUGUUUUAGUUCAAUUAAGUACACACAGAAAAUGAGAUAUGAGGGGGCUUUUAGCCAAUCAGUUUAUAUGAGGCACAACCGUGCAAGCGAAUAACAUAGUCAAUAUCUAUAUGGAAACAUCCUCAAUUUUCUUAUGUAUAUGUCCCUUGAUGUUAAACGCUAUUUUAAUGUAAAUGUCUUACUAAUAUUUAUUUUCCA